AUGUCGGCUCCGCGGACAGCGACUCCCGCGCGGCGGCGGUCCGCUGCCGGGGAGGAAGGGGCUUCGCGGACCCACGGCUCCUACCCUCUCACCGAGCGGGAGCCCAGCGGGGUUCUCCGCGCCCCCGCCGCGGUCACUCUCUCGCCCGUGCACAGCCCUGACUCGGCUGCCGCUUUCUGCCCUUUCCCAGACUGCUGCCUGCCCCACCUCACCCGGCCCCGCCCCACCAGCUGCAGCUUAGCCCCUAGGGACCCCCCGCCCCCCAUCCAUCAGACAGGAAGACAACCAGGAGGCCCUCAGGAGCAACUGGAGCCUCUUCAGGCCUCCAUCACAGGAACCAGCAGGAAGGAGAGGGUUCACUCAGCCCCGGACUGCCGGAGUGACCUUGGCGUCUGUUCUCGCUGGCGAACGGCAGCCAUCCGCAGUGGAGGUCUGACCCUGAGGCUCCAGGGUCGGUCCACCUCCCACAACCCAAGUCCUCGGAGGACCUCCCUCGUGGCUCUGCACAGCCUGGGCACAGCCAGCAGAGGGCGUCACCUCAGCCACAGUGAAGCCCGCGUUGCCCCAGCGCAGGAACGGUACCAGGAGGAGGCCCCAGCUGGCAGAGGCUGCCUUGCCUGCUGCUUAGCUCUCAGGAGGCCAAUUCCCAGAGCUCAGCAGUCUCAGGGGCUCUCCCAGCAGGAUCUUCAAGCCCAGACUUCUGUUUGGAGAAGGACCAUCUCAAGCAGCCCCAGCCUUCCGGAUCUCCCAACACCAGGGGUUGCCCAGGAGCCACGUGGAGCCCUCCCCCAGGUCCUCAUGCAGGAGGCAGCUGGGAACCACCCACGCUCAUCUGGCGUCUCUCACGCCUCCACUGGGGGUCCCAACAUCAGAGCCAAGGCACACAGUGGAGCCGGUGUUCCGGAGAGCCCAGCUGUCCCCACCCCACCCCAGCCUGGCUCCUCAGUUCCUCCAGCCGAGACCUCCCUGCCUGCCUCCAAGCAGGAGGGACUAAGGCUAGACUCUGAGGACUUCAGAGGCUCAGUCUGGGAGCCUGGAGGCGGAGCCCUGGGGUGCCAGGAGGGGCUGAGCUGCCAAUGCUGAAGAAACUCUGGGCUAGGAAGGGCCCUCCGGGCAGACGGCAAAUGCUGCCGGCUUUACCUGCCAAGUAAAUCCAGAAACCAGACCCAGCCCGGCCAUCUCUCAGCCUGAAAUGGCCCCUUCUCCCGCCUUGCCCCCAGCUCCUCAGUCUCUUCUUGACAUCAUAACCCAAGGAAGCUGUCCACGUGGAGGUCACACCCUCUCACUCUGCUCAAAGCCCCCCAGGACUUCUCAUCUCAUCUGGAAUAAAAAGCCUAAAGUCAUUGUCAUAGGCCCCAAGGCUCUGGAUGGCCCCAGUGGCAGUUACCAUUCUAACUGCCACACCCGAAUCCCAACGUUUAAAAACACAUGUCUAAUAUAGACAUGUAUAUUGUGUCCGUUGUUUAUUGUCUAUGCCUGUAGUCCCACUACCUAGACAGGACAAUGCUGGCCGCAGAACUAGUGUUUUAUACGUAUUUGUGGAAUGAAUGGAUGAGGAACACACAUUGGGCACACAUUGGAAAAAUCACUUAACCCCUUUGAGCCCAUUUCUUCAUGGGGACAAUAAGGACCAACCCCUACAAAUGGAAAAAGGACAAAAUCUCAGCCCA
This is a messenger RNA of Nomascus leucogenys (northern white-cheeked gibbon), 1670 nucleotides long. RefSeq lists its product as uncharacterized. Bases 1 to 1083 code for a protein of 360 amino acids. The transcript is spliced from 6 exons. The record is from RefSeq and is a predicted model, not a curated record. Lineage: Eukaryota; Metazoa; Chordata; Mammalia; Primates; Hylobatidae.